Messenger RNA from Linum trigynum, 550 nucleotides. Lineage: Eukaryota; Viridiplantae; Streptophyta; Magnoliopsida; Malpighiales; Linaceae. The record is from the annotation of a GenBank genome assembly.
CACGGGUUGAGAGUGAGUUUCACGUAACUCUUGAACCAAGGCGGACGUAAGAAGAUGAUGGUGCAAACCAAGUCACAAACAGAGAAGGCGGCUCAGGAGGUUGAGAUAGCCACCAAGGCUGGCGACAAGUGCCUCGACGAAGUGGCGGAGGACGAGACGGAGCUCGAGGCGGUAAAGGUGGUGGUGCACGAGCACUCAGGAGCGCUGGCUCGGCUCGAGGAAGGGUUGGCGAGGGUGCAGGCUGAAGCGAAGACAGAUGCUGAGGGUCUUUGCCAGAUGAUGGAGAACCUUAUGCGAGCGGUUGCAUAGCUGCAGGCGAAGGAGACCGGAGCGGGCAUCGCGGCCAGGCCAACUCCGGUCCUGGCCGAGUCGGCGGCGACGCGGGAGGGGGGGGGGUGAUAUAAUCAAAUUUGCGCAGGGUCAUGCUUCUCGAACCAAACAGAACUGGAUAGGAUGGAAAUCGAUCGGACAGUACUCACCCGUGAAUAAGGGCAAUCGAUAUAUGAAUCGAUAAGACAGAUUCAACUCGGAAUAAAGGGAAAUCGAUAUG